Molecule: messenger RNA, 980 nt
Organism: Tuber aestivum (summer truffle)
Lineage: Eukaryota; Fungi; Ascomycota; Pezizomycetes; Pezizales; Tuberaceae
Source: the annotation of a GenBank genome assembly
AUGAGGACCGCAGAUCUUAUUGUAAUGAGCCCCGAGCCCCUUCUGAAAAUUAUUCCUCUGAUUGCGAAGUUGUUGAUGAUGGCGAAGGCAGGACCGGCAGCGGGCUUCGCGGUAUGCUUGUCCUUCUACCCGUUCGAUACUUUGAAGACGAGAGUCCAAUCGCCCGCAUUCCGAAAACUCGCGGCGCAGUCUGCGCACCCGAGGAGAAUGUGGCUACGUGGGUUGUACCAGGGCAUCGGACCGAUUACUCUCGCUAUGAUGCCUGCUUGUAUGUUCGCUCGUACCGCUCUUGGAGGGGGGGUUGCAAAUUUAAUUUUUUUUUUCUAACUUGGCGAUUGCGGUGGCCAGCGGCUGUGUUCUUCGCAUCCUACGAAUCCUCAAAAAGGUUUCUGCUAACCUCCGCGCCGCGAAUACCCGAGCCGAUAACACAUGUUCUCUCUUCGUCUCUGGCGGAGGUCCUUGGGUGUGUGGUGGCUACACCCGCUGAAGUGAUCAAACAAAAUGCACAGGUCCUGCAGGAAGCCAAGGGCUCGAGUUCACUUGCAGCCCUGAAACUCAUUGGGCGGAAUCCCAAAGAUCUCUGGCGGGGCUUCACACUCCUCGCAGGCCGUAAUAUCCCAUUUGUUGUUAUCCAAUUCCCGCUUUAUGAACGGCUGAAGGUAGCAUUCGGAGUACGUGAGCGGGGAAGCGGAUUGAUGGAGACUGCAAAAGUUACGGGCGCGGCGGCUGGAUUAUCUGGGGGUGUGGCGGCCUGGUUGACAACACCGGUGGAUAUGGUGAAGACAAUUAUCAUGCUGGAAGCGAGUAAGCACGGUGGGAAGAGAUUGAGGGCGGCGGAUGUAGCAAGGAGCGUGUGGAGGGAGGAGGGGGUGAAGGGUCUUUGGCGGGGAGGGGCCUUGAGGGGUAUUUGGACUGGCGCCGGGAGUGGGUUAUAUCUGGGGGUUUAUGAAUGCACGCUUUUAGCUAUGGGCGAAAAGUAA